AUGCCUCGUCCGUCUAAAAAAAAAAAGCAAGUAGCUGCUGCUUCGGAAGCUCGAAGAAAGAAAAGACACCAUUUGAGUAAUGAAUCUGACGAAGAUGAUUACUCAGGUGAUGAAUUUGAUUGCGGGUUCGAUGUUAAUGAAGAUAAUGACCAAACUAUAAGCGAAAGUCACAGAAAUGCUAUGUUUAAACUUAUGGAGGCAAGUAAAACUUGGCUGAACAACGACCAAAGAUCUUUAGUAUAUAUUGGUAAUUCGAGAACGACAAGAUGGCGACGAAAAGUUUUCUUCAAAAAAGCAGCAACGCAAACAUCAACUUUGGAAACAUUUUUUAUAAAUGCCAACGGGAAAGAAAUAUCUGUUAAUGAAACGUCUAUUAAUGAAACAGACCUACAAAAAGAUAUUCAACAACAAGACUCUCCUGUUCUCAAGUUGCGUCUCCAAUCCAUACACCAAUAUCUUAAUCUUCUUAAUAAAAAAUGGCCGAGGAUAAAGGCGGCAACAGCAAUAAGUGAGGCUCUUGGCCGGGGGUCGUAUUAUGCUAAAAAUAUUCGAACAUGGACGAAUAACUACGUUAAGUUCCGGACACUUCCAGUAAUUAAAAUGUGA
Molecule: messenger RNA, 606 nt
Organism: Ambispora gerdemannii
Lineage: Eukaryota; Fungi; Glomeromycota; Glomeromycetes; Archaeosporales; Ambisporaceae
Source: the annotation of a GenBank genome assembly